Phragmites australis (common reed) is the source of this 898-nucleotide messenger RNA. RefSeq names its product disease resistance protein PIK6-NP-like. The record is from RefSeq and is a predicted model, not a curated record. The transcript has a single exon. Lineage: Eukaryota; Viridiplantae; Streptophyta; Magnoliopsida; Poales; Poaceae. Bases 35 to 589 code for a protein of 184 amino acids.
UCCUGCCAGACAAGCGCCCAGCUGCCGAGAGAAGAUGGCGGGAGCGAUGGUGAGUGCCUCCACCGGGGCGAUGACCUCCCUGCUCGCGAAGCUCAACGCGCUACUCUCUGAGGAGUACACCAAGCUCAAGAGCGUCCGCCGCAAGAUCUUCUCCGUCAGAGACGAGCUCAGCAGCAUGAACGCUCUGCUGGUCAAGCUGGCCGAUGUGGAGGGGCUCGACGGGCAGCUCAAGGAGUGGAGGAACAACGUGCGAGAGCUUGCCUACGACAUGGAAGAUUGCAUUGACGCUGCUUUCAUGCACAAGCUUGCCCGUGGGGACACCGAACAAUCUGGCUUCAUCGAGAAGACUUUAUGCAAGAUCAAGGAGCUCCGGGUGCGGCACAAGGUGGCGAACCAGAUCGAGGAGCUCACCGCCCGUGCCAAGGAAGUGAGUGAACGCCGGACUAGGUAUAAGCUCGACGAGAGCAUCGUCAGGACCGCGACGCCUGUGCCCGUCGACCCCAGGUUGCCGGUGAUCCUUGCAGAGUCCAAGGGCCUCAUAGGCGUUGAUGGCCCACGUGACACGAUAACUGGGUGGUUGAUGGACUGAGAGCCACAAUUGAAGGUGGUCUCGAUCGUGGGAUUUGGAGGAUUAGGCAAUACGACUACGCUUGCCAUGGAGAUGCAUCGCACACUUGGGAAGCAGUUCCACUGUAUGCAUGGCUGAUCGGCAUCUGUAUCUCGAUGCCUUGAUCUCAGAAAGCUCACUAAGGAUCUACUUUCUCAGCUUGAACCAACACAUCAAUAUGGGCAUGGCGGAUUGGAUGCGCUGGAGGUCGAGCAAUUGAUACGGACACUUAGGGACUAUCUGCAAGACAAGAGGUUCUUAUAAUUAUUAGAUCCUUGUCUAUUCCAUAUG